This is a messenger RNA of Scophthalmus maximus (turbot), 9115 nucleotides long. RefSeq names its product neurofascin homolog (chicken) a (gene nfasca). The transcript has 35 exons. The coding region runs from base 431 to 4684 and encodes 1417 amino acids. Gene Ontology annotation, molecular function: cell-cell adhesion mediator activity. Gene Ontology annotation, biological process: brain development; cell-cell adhesion. NCBI's taxonomy places the organism in Eukaryota, Metazoa, Chordata, Actinopteri, Pleuronectiformes, Scophthalmidae. The record is from RefSeq and is a predicted model, not a curated record.
AGACAGAGAGAGAGAGAGAGCGGUGUGAGAGCAGCGAGAGGACACAGGGAGAGAGAGAAAGGGAUCGAGAGAGAGAGAGUGAGUGUGUGUGAGGAGGAGGAAGAAGAGAGAUUGAAAGAGACGGGACGGAGUCUGGUGCUCCUCUACACUCUGACAGUGGUGGAUUUGACUGACAGUUGCUCAGUCUUUGCGUUUUGUUUUUCCCCUCACUGCUCCGGACGCUGAAGGAUUGAUGGAGAUACAACAGAGUCUACACCUGGAGCCAAGAGCUGCACUGACAGAGGUCUGCUAAGUGGUCACAACAGAGUGGGUGGACAGACGGAAUACACGUGUCCACGUGUCCACUUACGUGUCUUCAGCGCGGCCGUGAGGAGAACCCUCCAACCAAUAAGGAGAGGUGAGGGGCGAGGCGAUCCAAUCGGGGUGAGAGAUGUUGGGGCAGGGCAGGCAUGCAGCCCUGGCUCUCGUGUCGUUACUCCUAUCCUGGCGUGAAGCAACACCCAUCGAAGUCCCACGAGACGCAAGGAUCCAGCAAGAGCUGAAGCAGCCCCCCACUCUAGUCAGACAGUCGGUGAAGGACUACAUUGUCGACCCCAGAGAUAACAUCAUCAUCGAGUGUGAGGCCAAGGGCAACCCGGUGCCAACGUUCUCAUGGCGAAAGAAUCGGAAGUUUUUCAACAUUGCGAAGGACCCCAGGGUGACCAUGCGAAAGGGCUCGGGAACCCUGGAGAUCGGUUUCCGCAGCGGGGGGCGACCGGAGGACUACGAAGGAGAGUACCAGUGUUUUGCCAAAAAUGACCUAGGAACCGCUCUGUCCAACAAAAUCCUGCUGCGGGUCUCCAAGGCGCCUCUGUGGCCCAAGGAGGUGCUGGAGCCGGUGGUGGUGACGGAAGGCUCCCCGCUGGUUCUUCUCUGCAACCCCCCACCGGGCCUCCCCCCUCCGUUCACCUUCUGGAUGACCAGCGGCAUGAGCCCGAUACGUCAGGACAAGAGGGUUUCCAUGGGCCUGAACGGAGACAUGUACUUCUCCAACGUCAUCGCUCGGGACGCCGACACAGACUACAGCUGCAACGCUCGCUUCCCCUUCACACACACCAUCCAGCAGAAGAACCCCUUCACGCUCAAAGUUCACACCAAGGAGCCAUAUAAUGACACAUCUUACAAUGCCACUGACCCCUUUGGUGGCCGCAAAGUAGCCGAGUCCACGCCGACCUUCCUCUCGCCGUCGGGCAGUCAGAGCUCCAAGAUGGUGCUACGAGACGAGCACCUGCUGCUGGAGUGUAUCGCUGCUGGACUACCGACGCCCACGAUCAAGUGGUUUAAGAAGGGAGGGGACCUGCCAGGGCACAAGGUGAAGUUUGAGAAGUUCAACAAGACCCUGAAGAUGGUCAGUGUGUCGGAGGAGGACGACGGGGAAUAUGUGUGCAUGGCCAACAAUCAUUUGGGCAGCAUACGCCACUCCAUCUUUGUCCACGUGAAAGCGGCUCCCUACUGGCUGGACAAGCCCACAGACCUGGUGCUGGCCCCAGAUGAGAACGGGCGUCUGGUGUGUCGGGCCAACGGGAACCCCAAACCGGAAAUCAAGUGGCUGAUGAACGGAGAGCCGCUAGAAAACCCUUCCCCCAACCCGAGCCGACAGGUGCUGGGUGACACUAUCAUCUUCCGCUCGGUGCAGAUGGGAGGCAGCGCCGUCUACCAAUGCAACGCCUCCAACGAGCAUGGCUAUCUGUUGGCCAACGCCUUCGUCAGCGUUCUUGACAUGCCUCCGAGAAUGCUGGGAGCUAAAAAACAGCUGAUUAAAGUCAUUGAGAACAACCGCACCUUCCUGGAUUGUCCAUUCUUUGGUUCUCCUCUGCCAGAACUGCGCUGGUUUAAGAAUGGACAGGGCAGCGGGCUGGAUGGCGGUCAGUACCGCGCUUACAUCAACGGCACCCUGGAGAUCAAAAAGGCCCGAGCAGAGGACGAGGGCACCUACACCUGUGUGGCCAGUAGCAUCCUGGGCAUGGCCGAGAACCAAGUCAGCCUGGAGGUCAAAGAGCGGACGCGUAUAGUCGGAGCCCCCGAGCACAAGUCAGCCAUCAGGGGCUCCACGGCUCGUUUCACCUGUAAGGUGAAGUCUGACCCCAGCCUGCCCGUCACCGUGACCUGGACCAAGGAUGACAAGCCGCUCUAUCUGGGAUGGAGGCUGAAGAAGGACGAGGAGUCACUUACCAUUUCCAACGUGAACGAGGGUGACGAGGGGACGUACGCCUGCACCGUCAAAUCUGAGAUAGACCAGGACUCGGCCUCCGCUCGCCUGACUGUGUUAGAGGAAGCCUCCCUCAACCCCUCAGUCUCUAGUGCCUUGCCUCCAGACCGCCCAGACCCUCCCAUGGAUCUGGAUCUGUCGGACCCAGCGGCCCGCAGUGUUCGCCUCACCUGGAUCCCUGGAAACGACCACAGGAGCCCCAUCACAGAGUUCUUGGUCCAGUUUGAGGAGGACCGCUGGGAGCCAGGCAGGUGGCAGAACCUGUCCACUUACCCCGGGGACUUCAACUCUGUCAUCCUGCAGCUCGCCCCCUUUGUCAACUACCAGUUCAGGGUCAUCGCCAUCAACACAGUGGGCCAGAGUCAGCCCAGCCGCCCCUCACCACGAUACAAGACCAGCGGAGCUGCCCCGGAUGCCAUUCCCAGAGGCGUCCGAGGAUGGGGCUCCGAGAAGGACAACAUGGAGAUCAGUUGGGAGCCUCUGCUCGACCUGGAGAGAAACGGCCCAAACCUGCGCUACAGUGUGUGGUGGAGACGGAAGGACGCGGGGGAGGAGUGGAGCAAUGUGACCACGGAGGGGUCCAAACAUGUGGUCCACAACACGGACACCUACGUGCCUUACGAGGUCAAAGUCCAGGCCCGAAAUGAGUUUGGACCAGGACCCGAGUCUAAUCAGGUCAUUGGGUACUCCGGAGAGGACGUGCCCACCGACGCUCCGACUGACUUGCGGGUGUCAAAGGUCGGCAGCACCAAAGCGAACAUCCACUGGAAGCCCGUGGACCCAGCCUCUGUCCGGGGAGAGUUCAAAGAGUACAAACUCUAUUACUGGCGUGAGUCCAGUCUGGUCCCGGGUCUGCUGGUCAGCAAGGAGAAGAGGACCAAAGGGGUCUACAGCACCGCAUCCGAGCCGUCUGGCAUCCUCAGUGACCUGGUGCCCUACUCGCGCUACCAGAUGUUCAUGGUCGUGGCCAACGGCCGCUUUGAGGGCCCGCCCAGCAACACCGUGGAAUUCACCACCAAAGAGGGAGUUCCUGACGCUCCGAGGUUCUUCAGGAUCAACCGCAGGAGUUUCGACUCCAUCUACUUGGAGUGGGACAAACCUCUGGAGCCCAACGGCAUUCUGAUUGGAUACCAGCUCAAAUAUCGUAUAGUCAAUGGUUCCAGGGUGGGGGGCCGAACGCAGCUGGAGACUUUCUUUCCCAACGUGACGGACUUCACCCUUCGCCUGCCGGACAGGUCGACCCGCUACAACUUCUUCCUGUCAGCGCUCACACAGAUUGGGGCAGGGGAGGUCUUUGCCGAGGAGUCCCCACCUUUCGCCAACCAGGAAAACUUUACUGAUACCACAGGUCUAGUCGAGCUUACCGAUGCCUCUGUGGCCUCAUCUUUCACUCCUACUCCUCCUCCUCUUGCUUCUCUUCCUCCUACCACCAUUGCUCCUCCAACCAUCGCUCCUACGACUGCAACUCCUACCACUCCUACUACUACUACUACUGCUCCUACGACUGCAACUCCUACUACUCCUACUCCUACUACUACUGCUUCUACUACUGCUACUCCUACUACUCCUCCUCCUACCACCACCCCUGCAACUGAGGCGACCACCACCGCCAAAGCUGCUGUGCUGGUCACCGUCAGGCGUACCGAUCAGAGCGUGUCGGUGGCCCCUGCGUGGGAGAUCUGGAAUCUGACGGCGGAGCAUAACAUUAACUACGCUGACGUCAGCUGGAUACACAACUUCCCGGCCGGCAGCAGCGAGUUUGUGCUAGAGUUCACACUGGACAGCGACAAGACGGUGAAAGUUGUCCAGGUGAAUCAGCAGCCCCCCAUUAGAGUGGCGGAUCUGAUCGCAGGCGCCAAGUACCACCUGAGGGUUUACUCCCAUGCGUUCAACAGCAUCAGCAGCAAAUAUAUCACCUUUAAGACCAAAGCAGCCUACAUAGACCAGGUGGACAUCGCCACUCAGGGCUGGUUCAUCGGCCUGAUGUGCGCCAUCGCCCUCAUCAUCCUGAUCCUCCUCAUCGUCUGCUUCAUCAAGAGGAGCCGUGGGGGCAAAUACCCAGGUGGCGGCUUUGUGGCUGGUUUCGCAGAAUAUCUUGUGCGAGACAAAAAGGACCUUCCCUUGGACCCAGUGGAUCAGAAAGAAGACGGAUCGUUUGAUUACCAAAAUGGGUCAUCUGUCCCUGACAGGAACGAAAACGAGAACAGCAGCGACGAGGACAACAAGCCCCUGCAGGGCAGCCAGACGUCGCUGGACGGCAACGUGAAGGAGAGCGAUGACAGCUUGGUGGACUACGGCGAGGGCGGCGACGGCCAGUUCAACGAGGACGGCUCUUUCAUCGGCCAGUACACGGUGAAGAAGGACAAGGACGAGACGGAGGGCAACGAGAGCUCCGAGGCCACUUCGCCCGUCAAUGCCAUCUACUCGCUGGCGUAGUCCCCUUAGCGGCGCACGAUUUGCGGGUGUUAAAAACCAAACCACGGCACCAUACACCCAACACAAACACACACACACACACAGAUGAAUAUAUUACUAUAUGAAACACGUAAACACAGAGGAAAAGCAGCGGGGCCUGUCUGGAGACUGUGUAGACUCUUUCUUCGGACGUGGGGAAACACGCGGGUGGAACCAGACCACAAGCCUUUACUUUAUGUUUCCCGCUCUUAAGAAUACGGCCCAUCCGAGGUGACAUUUGGACAAAGUGGACAGAGCUCGUUUCCCUCUGUGCUCGGCAGGCCCCUUUACUCACACAGACUCGAAGUGGGCCUCCGGGGAGGCUUCCAGUAUUUGGGGGCAUCAACGAGCGUUACCGUAGAGAUUUCUUUUUCUUUGGUUUGUUCCUGCUCUGAACAUCUUUCAGUCUCACUUCUCUCCCUCUUGAUACGCCACUCGUACCUCUGUGUAGCAUCCCAGUAAAGUACACACAGUGGUUCCACACGCACGCGCGCGCGCUCGCGGCCCGUAUUGUAACAUAUCAGCUUCUAACCAUCAAACUCCCCCGGAUACUGGCAGAUAUGUUUAUCAUAUUGAUAUUUACGCAAUGAAAGAUUUUAGUUUCUCCACAGCUGGUAGAUGAGUCAUUAUUGAAUCUUAAUGAAUGCUGUACACAGUCCUGGCACACAUUGUGGUGCCCUGCAAAGCUAUGCACUAUCACCUCCUCAGUGCCAUUUUGGGUUCAAUCUGGUCAGUAAACGUACAUUUGAGUUCCUUUUUUCAACCACCCGCAGUCUAAACUCACAUGCUUUUUAUUCACUUUGCCUUGUAUCUUGUGGCAGACACGUCUUUCUUUACAUCCUGUCCAAUGUUGCAGUGCACAUGUUCAAAAUGGCUGCCACGACAAAAGCCAUUUUCGCCACAGACAGCGAACUCUGCUGUAGUGUGUUUUUUUAAUUAUUCCCACGUUUUAACUGAUGGUUGAAUAUAUUUUGCAACAUUGUAUAGAGGGAAGUUGUUCGGGACCACGAGCCAGUGAGUCUCCAAGUCAGCAUGCAGGCUAAUGCUGCAUUCAUAUUAUUAUUCUGUUUUCAUGUGUCAGUUUCUCAUUUGUUAACCAUGUAAAAAAGUCAAAAUAACACGUAUGUUUUACACAUUGCAAUACCAAUCCAACAUUAUUGGUGAUGGAGUAAUGGCUCAUUUGGGAUUUAUAAAGGGUUCACGUUAAUACAUAUACCGUCAUGUAUUUUAUCCCUGGUGUCACCACAAUUCUGGAAGUUCCCACAGGUUGACCUGUUGUCAGGUUGGAAGCUGAUGUACAUUCUCUCCUGUGGGACAUUGAAUGCAGCAUGAGAAGCUGGGAUCCUGAUAUUUUCCUCCACCCCCACCCCUCUCGCGUGUGACGUCUUCGGCUCAAUUCGUGAACUUGUGUUGAUCGCACCACAUCUAAAAUGUUCUUUUUUGUUUAGUCCGGACCCACCGAUACAGAGGGGUCUGCACCUCUUAUCUUUUUUUGCAAAAGAAAAAAAUGACUGCACAUGGUCAUGUAGGACACUUUGAAAUGACAAUAUUUACAGCAUGAAGAUAUAUUCAUUAAUUCACGGCCAACUUUGAGACGAAAUGCAGAAGCUGAGCAAGAAAAAGGAAAAAUCGUUCGAGUGCGCUCAGUAUUUCCCCUGUCCUACAACUAUAUUAGUCAUUUGCUUAGAACACUGGUGGAGUGACAUGCAAUGAUUUGCUCAUGUUUCUUUAAUUCAUCAUAAAUAUUCACUGAGUGCUCAUCGGUUUAAUCCCAGAGUUGUGGCACUCCACACUUGCUGGUCAACGGGGCUUUUAGACCCUCCAAUGCUAAAAUCACAUAGAUCUUAACUGCAGUUAGAAACUGUAUUUGACAUCGUAUUUUAAAUAUUUAUUUUAUAUUUCUAUUUAUGACAUUUUGUGGAUAGUAUUAAUAUAUUCGUUCUUUAUUUAAUAAUUGUGAUAUACACAUUUCUGACCAAUCUAUUCUAGUUCUCGCACACCGGAAACAGCCAAAGUAAGGAUGUCUCCAGAAUCUGUUAUUGCUUGUGGCACCCAGUCAAACGUAUGAACGAGAUAUUUUUGUAGCAGCUGGCUCUUUCUGCUGUAAACAAACCCGGAAAACAACCCGUCAUCACAUUCAUCCGUCCGUUGUGCGGCUCUCCUCGUACUCAUAUUGUACUAUUUUUACUCUCUGCGUUGUUUUCUCAGAUUUAUGUAACAUAACAUUUCCCCCACACCUAAAAUUUAUAUUAUUGCUUUGUAUUUAUUUGGCGUAUACUCUUGUUCAUGUAGGUCAUUUAUCUUUGUAAAUAUGUCAUGGUCGAUUUCCCCCCUGAAAAAAAAAAAUGCUUUAGCCGAAAAGAAAACAAAGAUUCACAAAUUUCGCAUCCGCCGAGCCGAUGCGACAGGUGCAUCUCUGUAAUGUAGCUCUGACUAACAUUUGCACUCUACGAAAAAAAUGUCUUCACUCUCUGUUGCCCUUUGCUUUGACAUUGUAAUAUACAGUACUAGCUGUGACACGUCAGUCACUUGCUUGAUGAUGGUUUGAAUUCUAUAUUGUGAAAGAGGAAUAUGUUAGCUUCUCUAUGAUGUAAAUAAGUCCUGCAAUAUCCCGUUUGUAGCAAUUGUCGCACAAAAACUGCUAGUUGGCCUAAAAAAAGAACUAAAAAAACCUGCAUUCGCUGAUGUAUUGGAACAAUCUCCCUCCUUUAAGCUGUUCUUUCUGAGACUGUCUGCUCUUUCCUCCCAUAAUGCCUUUUACCACACAUUGUUGCAUAGCUGUGUCCCGUUCCUGGGGCCGCCGCAAAAGGAAUAAAGCUUGAGCCUGCUCCUCCACAACUGAGACAUGUCAUUACUCGCGUAGCCAUGAAGACAAAAGCUGAGAUGAUUCUUUCCCGUGUCCACGAGGCCCGUGAGAAUGGGACCCCCCAUUCAGUUUGACGUAAACAGAUGUCUGUGCAUGUCCACACCCUGCUGCCCAUUCCAUACAUCCAUUUUGGGCAACUCUGAUCUUUAUAGCUGCAGUUAAAGUUGUUGUUCAAUUUGUACAAUCCACAUUUCCCAAAUGAAAUACUGUAACCUCUCCCCUGCAGGAUUUUCACAAACAAUAAUUUGGGGCCUCCCGCGAUCAUCCAGUGCAUCCAACCAGCCGUGCGCCUAAUCUUCCAAUGAGUUUGGUUAAUCUUUCUCCCUGUAAUGUUUGGCGCUUUGAUUCCAACUUCUGCUACAUGCCAGACCUUGUGUUUGUAGUUGUGAUGUGAAAACACAUCUGCGUGUUACAAUCUUAAGCAACGGCACCGCUGCCAACCUCUGAACUGGGGACAUACAGUCAGCAUAUCCUCCGGAAAAUUGCCCAAAGCUUCGUUUCACAAGCUCAGAGCCUGAGAUCAGUGGAAACACAAGCAGAACCUAUGACAAUGACACAUGAUGUGUUGUUUUGUCAAGUGGGUUAAGACCCUAACCCCUAACUCUGCAGUGGAUACUUCGCCUUAUGUAUGAUCGUUUCAAGUUGACAUCACCUGAACGGACAGUUGAACGCGUGACUCUCUCUCCACCAAUUUUCAUAUUUUGGGAAAAUGGAGGCUGCAACUCUUUUUGAAAAUGAUAUUUGCAGUCUCCAGACUUUAAAGGCGGGGCCCCUGACGUUGAACACAGCACAUGUCCUGAUGACAGGCAGCCAUUUUGAAAACAGUUCUGGCCUGGUGUCUCUGAUUCUCAUUCUGACACUCAUACCAUUUUCCAAAAAACACGUACACACCCUUUGUCUUUCAGCAGAACCCUUAAUGCAAUACUCUCUGAGUUUAAUCAGUUGGGUGUUUUCUCUGAUGCCAUUGUCUUACUGCACACUGCGCUUCCCCCUGCCCCAAAUGUAUCACACAUGGGGAAAUGUAAACUGAAACAAAGAAAACAGAGCUUUGCUUAUUUUCUGAUACACACAGUGCUUUUUUCUUUCUUUCUUUCUUGUUCUGGUUUGUGUACAACGAUUUGAGGUGCAUACAGAGCUGAUUGUCUUUUUUUAAUGUCUGCAUUGUCUCAGCUCAACUUUCAUGGGUAAAGCAGAAAAUGUCAGUGUGCAGUUUCACAGCUUAGUGGGUUUUUUUUAGUUCAAAGUCAAAAAAAAAAGAAAAAAAGUCUAGAAUUUCAUUCGUGCACACAAGAGAUUUGCAACUGGAUUUUUUUUGUAAUGAUCACGUGCUGUAUGGCUUUUUAAAAAAUGGAUUCUCAUGUUAGCAUCUUGUUUUUACCAUGUGUAUCAGAGCAGCGACAUCUUGCUUCAGCAUAACAGCUUUUGUAAGGUACAUCUACUCAACAGAAAAUUGCAUAAAUAUAUUCACCAUGUAUGCGUAUAUAAUGAGAUGUUGCAACUUCUGCUAGCGACGCCUUCUUUAUAGUAAAGCUAUUUCCCUUUCUCUA